Durio zibethinus is the source of this 612-nucleotide messenger RNA. Its product is annotated as large ribosomal subunit protein eL36y-like. Gene Ontology annotation, molecular function: structural constituent of ribosome. The record is from RefSeq and is a predicted model, not a curated record. Lineage: Eukaryota; Viridiplantae; Streptophyta; Magnoliopsida; Malvales; Malvaceae. Gene Ontology annotation, biological process: translation. Gene Ontology annotation, cellular component: ribosome.
CCGAAAACCAAUCCAGUACAACUAUAAAAAAGAACACAAACCUAAAACCCUAAUUAUUCCCGUUUUACUCCGCCUCAUAUCUCCACGCAACAGGCAUGGCUACCAAGCAGCCAAAUACUGGCCUCUUUGUGGGACUGAACAAGGGCCACGUUGUAACCAAGAAGGAGUUGGCUCCACGUCCCUCUAAUCGAAAGGGAAAAACUAGCAAAAGAGUCCAUUUUGUGAGGAACUUGAUCAGGGAAGUUGCUGGGUUUGCACCUUAUGAGAAGAGGAUCACUGAGCUUCUGAAAGUUGGUAAGGACAAGCGAGCUCUCAAGGUAGCUAAAAGAAAGUUGGGAACUCACAAAAGGGCAAAGAAGAAGCGUGAGGAGAUGUCUAGUGUUCUCCGCAAGAUGAGGGCCCAUCCUGGAGGUGGAGAAAAGAAGAAGUGAAGCUUAUUUUGUUGAUUUGCUCUCUGGUGACAUGCUCGAUGGUCUCAUAUAGGGGCUGUCAGAGAUGUUUGUUUAGUAUAUGUUUUUAUUUAUUUUUAUACUGUUUGAGAUUAAAAACUAUGCUUCGAAACAAGUUUUGUUUGAAUUAAUUGAGAAAUUGGAAGUAGUAUUGUCUUUAAAA